UGUACUAUAUAGAGGCAGCCAGAGUCAUCUGCUAUCACACACCGAAUCCGAUCGUCUCCUGCAGCGGAACGCAUCUUUUCUUGCAUCCUCCUGUUUUCUGUCUUGUUUUCUUCUUAUUAGCGAUUGCGAUGGUUUUUCCUAAGUCAAUUUUGAUAUUGGCCAUGCUGGGUAUCGUCAACUGCCAAAACGGUUAUCAGUUACCUGUGCCCAGCAAUGCCUACGGUGCCCCUGACCUGAGGGCGGAGGAAUCCGCUGUCGUCGAAGAGCAAGAAGACCCCCUGACAGUCCUGGCCGCCCUUAUCCCAGGGGGCGGCGUCCCUGGGGAAGAUUACCCAAUCCUGUCGUCAGUCCCUGACACAGGAUUCAAAUGCGAAGAGCAGGAGUUCCCAGGAUACUACGCUGACGUCGCUGACGAAGCCAAGUGUCAGGUCUUCCACAUCUGCCAGUUCGACGGCCACCAGGACUCCUUCCUCUGCCCCAACGGCACCGUCUUCAACCAGCAGUACUUCGUCUGCGACUGGUGGUUCAACGUGGACUGCGCCGCCUCUGGGGACUUCGUCAGACUUAACGCCGACAUCGGGAAGGUGUUAGAAGAAACUGAUGCCUCCUCCAGGAGUGAGGUUGCUGCCCCAGGCCAGCUGUACACCGCCCCGGAGGUACGGCAAGAUGAAGGGACGCCCGCGCCCCCUAGCGGUUUCUAUAGUCGCCCUCAGUAGGGUUAUGUAUGCCAUUCUUAAUUUCAUUUAUUACGGAAUGUCCCAGAUAGCCCCUUGUGAUAUAUAAUAUAGAUAACUAUUAUUGAUGAAUAUUCUAUAUAAUAUGUACAGCACAUAUAAAUAUAUUAUAUAUGUACUUUUAUAUGGUAUUGAACAAAUAAAUUAUUAUCCAUC
Macrobrachium nipponense is the source of this 890-nucleotide messenger RNA. RefSeq lists its product as uncharacterized. The record is from RefSeq and is a predicted model, not a curated record. The coding region runs from base 129 to 716 and encodes 195 amino acids. Gene Ontology annotation, molecular function: chitin binding. The transcript has 2 exons. Gene Ontology annotation, cellular component: extracellular region. NCBI's taxonomy places the organism in Eukaryota, Metazoa, Arthropoda, Malacostraca, Decapoda, Palaemonidae.